This is a messenger RNA of Miscanthus lutarioriparius, 1077 nucleotides long. The record is from the annotation of a GenBank genome assembly. NCBI's taxonomy places the organism in Eukaryota, Viridiplantae, Streptophyta, Magnoliopsida, Poales, Poaceae.
AUGAAAUUCUUGCAGUGCAUUGACCUUACUAAUUGUAAAAGUUUGGUGAAGCUUCCUGUUGGCAUUGGAAUGUUACGACAGCUGAGGUAUCUAAGCCUUCUUAACUCAGGUAUAAAUAAUAUACCCAGGGGUUUCAGUGGCCUAACUAAUUUAAGGGUAUUGAAGGGGUUUCCUGCCCACGUGGAGGGUGAUUGGUGUAGUUUGGAAGAAUUAGGACCUCUUAACCGGCUCAAGAGUCUUGAUAUUCGUGGCCUGAAGAAUGUAUCUUAUUCCACAUUUGCUAUAAAGUGCACUAGUAGAAGUGGAGGUGCUCACCGGUUGGUGAAACAGGAAGAGCAGCAACAAAUCGAGAAGGUGUUUGAUGAGCUCUGCCCUCCACCUUGCUUAGAAACUCUAGCAAUCGAAGGGUACUUUGGUCAACGACUUUCACAGUGGAUGACGUCGACAGCAAUUGUGUCCCUUGGAUGCUUGAGGAUUCUAUUCAUGGAAGACUUGCCUUAUUGCACAGAGCUACCUGAUGGCUUGUGGCAGCUCCCCAGCUUGGAGUUACUACAGAUUAGAAACGCCCCAGGCAUCAAGCGUGUUGGGCCAGAGUUCUUACUACCACACCAUCAUGACCACCCAAGCGCUGUGGAGAAAAUUUUGGUGACAGGAUGUCAUGGACUAGAGAGGAUCAGCAAUCUGCCAAAUUUGCAGAACCUCGUGAUCAUAAGAUGCCCAGAGUUGAAGGUAUUGGAGGGUUUGCCUGCACUUCAGAAAGUCGGACUGGAGGACUACGACAUGAAAACACUCCCUGGAUACUUGAAGGACGUAAACCCAAGGGAUUUACUUCUAGACUGUGAUGUCUCACUGCUCGCUUCCAUAGGUAAAGGGAAAUCUAGCCCUGAGUGGGACAAGUUCAGCCAUAUCAAGCAGGUCAAGGCACAUGCAGAUGAUGAUGACAACAACAUUGAAAGGAAGUGGUACAUGAAGUACACGAGAGAUCCUUUCAGCUUCAAGACAAACAUCAGCCCCUCUGCCGACGCUUCAGGGGAUGAAACAGAGGAGGUGUUAUUGGACAAAGUGGAGCAAGUUUGA